CUCGCCUCACUUGUCCAGUCUGCUUGCAAGCGUUUCUUCUCCAGCCUGCAGUAAGAGACCACCCGGACAUCUACUCCACUCCUCAGCAUUCAACAAACGCGCACUCUUUUGGAACAUCACUUUCUAGCUGGAGACGUCUGUGCGCACCGCUGUUACGCAUGGACUGAACAACAACAACAACAAAAAAUCGUGGGGUGCCGUGUAUUUUUCGCAGCAUUCUUAUUGGUUUUUAGCCUUGCGUCGAGCUGUUUGUUGUUGUUGUUGUUUUUCGAUUUUAACAUUUUCAAAAAGGCCCCAGACAAAUAUUAACGAGUUACGCAUCAGGUGAGUGCCGGUGCGUCAGGCUGUCAGUUUUGUAGGUGAAGCGCAACAGGUGUCUUGCAGGCUCCGAGAGCAUCCCGUUAAGGGACGGCGGUGGAAUAGAGCGGAAUUAAGUAGAAAUAAAAUCAGGAAAAAUAGAGAGAUAGAAAGAGGAGGGAGGAGAGAGAGAGAGAGAGAGAUAAAAAAAAAAGGGGGAGGGAGAGAGAGAGACAAAGAGCAAGAGAGAGAGGAGAGGCGCUAUAGGAGGAGGCCGCUGUUGUACGACAAGAGGAAAAAAAGUGAGGGAGUGAGGGAGUGUUUUAAAGCCCACAGAAGGCAUGAUGUCCUACAUUAAGCAACCCCAUUACACCGUGAACGGGUUAACUCUGUCAGGCCCGGGCAUGGAUCUGCUGCACACUACCGCCGUUGGAUACCCAAGUACCCCACGUAAGCAGCGUCGUGAGCGCACCACCUUUACGCGCGCGCAGCUGGACAUCCUGGAGGCUUUGUUUGCCAAAACACGUUACCCAGACAUCUUCAUGAGGGAGGAGGUGGCUCUGAAGAUCAACUUGCCCGAGUCCAGAGUUCAGGUAUGGUUCAAGAAUCGUCGUGCCAAGUGUCGGCAACAGCAGCAGCAGAGCACAGGCCAGUCCAAACCGCGACCCCCUAAAAAGAAGGCCUCCCCGGUUCGCGACACCAGUAAUGAGGCCAGCGCCAACCCGGCCAAUGGCCCAUACAGCCCACCGCCCCCUCCCCCGGGCACCGCCAUAACCCCCAGUUCCAGCUCUGCCAGCGCCACAGUGUCCAUUUGGAGCCCGGCUUCCAUCUCCCCCCUGCCCGAUCCACUGUCUGCCUCCACCACCCCCUGCAUGCAGCGUACCACUGCCUACCCCAUGACCUACACCCAAGCCCCAGCCUACAGCCAGAGUUACGCAGGCUCCUCCUCUUACUUCACCGGCCUGGACUGCAGUUCCUACCUGUCACCAAUGCAUCCGCAACUGUCGGGCACAGGAGGCGCUCUGAGCCCCAUCACCGCUUCUUCCAUGGGCGGCCCUCUCAGCCAGUCCCCCGCCUCACUCUCCUCUCAAGGCUACACGGCCGCUUCGCUGGGCUUCGGCGCUGUCGACUGUCUGGACUACAAGGACCAAGCUGCCUGGAAGCUCAAUUUCAAUGCCACUGACUGUCUGGACUACAAGGACCAGAACUCCUGGAAGUUCCAGGUCUUGUAAAUAUCAUUGAGAAAGGGGUCAGGAAGGGAGAGUGUAUGGGAACAAGUGUGGAAUCAGAGUCACCGUCGGUUGAGUUGAACAAAUUACUAUAUUUUUCAGACUGUAAGUUGCACCUGAUUAUAAAUUACACGAGCUAAAAAAUGCACAAUGAAGUAAAACUUUAUUUGAUAAAAAACUGAUUGUAUGUGCUAUAUGGAUAAUAGGCUAAAUAAGUGUCUGUUAAUGUUACAUAUUAACAGUGAUCCAGAUAACUAUAGCCUAAACAGCACAACAUAAUUUGUUUACCUAACUCUCAAUCUUACUUAAAUUAACUACCAAAUCAAUUCAAGUCUACAUCUUCACGAUCACUUCUGAACACCUACGCCAACUCUGGAAGUGGAGGGCACACCUAGAGUUCCCUUCUCACAGAUAUCAGUGUGGAAAAAAACAAAAGCAAAACAUAUUUAGUUCGCAUCUGAGUGUAAGUUGCAAACCCAGCUAAACUAUGAAAAAAUGUGACUUAUAGUCCAAAAAAUACAGUAGUGUUUUUUUUUUUUUUUUUUUUUUUUUACAAGGUGGGCAAAGAAAGCAGCCCGGAUGCGGCUGUAAUAAUCUUUCUGAUGGCUGACUGCAACUGAUGGCAAUUUUGAGCUUUUUCACUGCCAACCCUCCAAUUUCAAAUGGAUUGGAUGUCUAUCAUCGUCAAUAGCAGACAAGGAGUUAAGAUGUGUCUUAUCCUGGAGACAUUCAAAUGUUCAAAUAAGGCUGCUUUUUGACUCAACAAGCAAGGUAGAUCAACUCUCCCAAGGGAAACCUUGAAAAGGUGCAGAUCAAUAACCUAUCCUAGCUGAUGAUUCCCCAGUAGCCUUGUUUGAUACUGACCCUCUUUAGCCUGAUCUAAGCCAAGAGGGUUGAUUGAGCCCCUGGAGUGACUGCAGUACAAACUUGUUGCCUUUGAGCAUGCUUGUAAUCAUUAGGAGAAUGCCUCAUGCAUUGUUAGUUUAAUAGGAUCAAAUGUUGGGCAACAAUAGCCGCAUUGUGGCAAGUGACACACACAAAAAAAUACCCCCUCCCUCUACUUUUCACAGGAAGUUUGAAUAAUUGAAGCACGUCUGCGAUUGUACAAGACAGUAUUGUAUUUUUGUGAACGAUCUGAUGGGCAAAAAAAGACUGCACCAGGGAAAGGGAAAGGAGUUGCUCAUGCACCAGCCUACCCUUAGCACAGAGAGUUUGGUGUCUCUCUCGAUACGUCCAUCUCCAUCCAACAUGUAUGGGAUGGCUACCAAUAUAUGUAUUUCAUGUAUCUAUUUUUGUUUUAGUAUUCUUUAAACAUUUGUGGAUUUGUCAAAGUAAAAAAAAUGUUGUCAUUUGUUUUGAAGUUGAUAUUAUCAGUGUAACUGCUGUCAUCAACAUCAUUGAUAUAAUUUCAUUUAGUCUGGCCUUUGCUAAAACACUUUUGUUGCUGUUUUGUACAUAUUUAACCCUGGGAAUGCUACCAAGUCUAAUGUGUGCACUGUAUUCAACAACAAUUCACAUUCUUAAUCUUAGCUAACUGCCAAUUUUUUAUUAUUUUUUCCCCCUCCUCUUGAUAUUUUUCUGGUAUCUUCUCUUUCCAACUCAGGGUCUGAUAAAAGUAUCGGUAAUCGGUACAAUUCUAUUAACUCUUCUUAAUCUAAUUGACUGUACAUUUAUCUUUUGCAUAAUGAUAUCAUCUCUGCUUUAUUUUUCUGAUAUGAAUGAUUCUUUUAAUUUUCUAUAUUACAUUUGUCUUGUGUUUGACCAGUCUGCGCCACUACCAUGCUAGAUAGAUUGAAUGUUUCUGAGACAUUAAAUAACCUUGUGUAAACAUUGUGUCUGGCUUACUCUACUUCCAGCAAGCAGCGAGCGACAGGAUAAUUAAAACGUCUUUGAUAAGUGUGUUGUAUCCAACAGACACAGCACAAGCUCACCCCCAAGAACUUGAACUUUGGAACAAAGGCUCAAGGUUUAAUUCUCAAGGCUCAAGUGCAACUAAAUGUUGGGGUCUGUUCCCCGACGACUAUCAUAUCACUGUUGAGCAAGGCAAACCUUGGACCAUGUCGUUCAGGCAUAUAGAGUCCAUACAGACUGUAGAGCAACAUUGUGAGUUGUCUUGAGCUUUGCUGAAAUAAAAUCAGUUAAUGAUUUAAUUAUUAAUAUGAUAAAUCAGCACGUUGUUACGCAGCGUAUUCAGAAG
Molecule: messenger RNA, 3723 nt
Organism: Corythoichthys intestinalis (scribbled pipefish)
Lineage: Eukaryota; Metazoa; Chordata; Actinopteri; Syngnathiformes; Syngnathidae
Gene: otx5
Product: orthodenticle homolog 5
Exons: 3
Coding region: 639-1529 (296 amino acids)
Biological process (GO): regulation of transcription by RNA polymerase II; multicellular organism development
Cellular component (GO): nucleus
Molecular function (GO): DNA-binding transcription factor activity, RNA polymerase II-specific; RNA polymerase II cis-regulatory region sequence-specific DNA binding
Source: RefSeq, a predicted model, not a curated record